CAGUGCGGGAGGCUGGUGCGGGGCUCAGUACAAUAGGAUCGGCGCUCAGACUGGGAAACUUUAUAUCAACCCUGGAACUGAUACACCCGGGACCCAGAACCCCAACGGAGCCCAGCGGCACCCCCGGAGCUCACAGGACUGACACUGACUCCGACUGACCCUUCUGCCUCCCGCCGACCCCCGGAGCUGCUGCUGCUGAGAUGUCUGUCACCGACCCCUGAGCUGCUGCUGCUGCUGGAACUGCCCCAUGAUCCCCGGCUGUCACUUCUGUCUAUUGAUCUCUCCUGUCUCUGCCCCUUAUUUCUACCUCCUCACUAUACACCCCUAAACCCCAUUAUACCCACUGUUAUACACCCCUAAACCUCAGCCCCCGUUAUACCCACUUUCACCAGCCCUCUACUGCCCCCUACACACUGGAACCCCUGACAUUCUGAAUAUACAGACCGAGCCCCCUGAUAGUCCCCCUUUACUAUACUAAAUACUCAGGACUUUCCUACUGCCCCACAGACUCUCCCAUAAAACACUAAUGUCACUGCUGCUCCCCAUCAUACAAUGAGCCCCCCGGCACUGUCCCUCCAGUAAUCCCUGCACCCCCUCUUCUCAACCCCCUUCCACUCCGCUAGUCUGAGCCCCGUUGUACAGUAACUUACUCAGGUUCACCCUGGUUUUGCCCCCAGCACCAGAUUCACUGGCAGGUUCUUUCCUACAAUAAAUACUUGUACUUAUACUCCUGGCACCGACCCAAUACCCAGAAUUUCAUUUCCCAGCCCACGAGAAUCCCAUGGACUGGCAGAGCACCAGGGACUGACCUAUUUCCUAGGAGUGAGUUUACCCCUGGCGCUGCCCCACUCUCUGGAUUGGCACUGCCCUGGGACCCCUAUGGAGGCAUCUCAGGAUGGUCUGUACCAGGAAAACCAAAACCUUAGUGUCCACCUGUGUGAUCCUGAGUGGAAUGACCAAUAUCAUCUGCCUGCUGUAUGUGGGCUGGGUCACCAACUAUAUGGCCAACGUAUAUGUGCGGGUACAGGAGCCCGUGCCAGGCAUCAAGCUGGAGGAGGAUAAAGGGGAGACUAUUCGGAUUAUAGAGCGAUUGGACCGACUAGAAAGUGUCAUCAACCAGCACAUUCAAGAAGCGCCGCAGAAACCCGAGGAAGACCCUGCGGAACCCUUCACUGACUCCUCCCUCUUCGCUCACUGGGGUCAAGACCUGAGCCCUGAAAACCGACGGGCGGCUUUAAAGCAGUUCCAGUAUUACGGCUACAAUGCCUACCUGAGUGACCGAUUAGCCAUAGACAGACCCCUGCCAGACCUCCGGCCAGUCGGAUGCAAAAACCUCUCAUACCCUGAAGACCUUCCGCAAGUCAGUAUUGUCUUCAUCUUUGUGAACGAAGCUUUCUCUGUAAUUCAGCGAUCCAUUCAUUCUGCUGUCAAUCGAACUCCUGCCAACCUGCUCAAAGAGAUCAUCCUGGUGGAUGACAACAGCAACAACGAGGAACUGAAGGAGAAGUUGGCACAGUACGUGGAAGAUUUCAACAAGCGGAAGCCUGGAUUCAUCAAGGUGGUCCGACACAACAAGCAAGAGGGGCUGAUAAGGUCCCGGGUCAGCGGCUGGAGGGCGGCUACAGCUCCCAUUGUGGCACUGUUUGAUGCACACAUAGAAUUUAAUGUGGGAUGGGCGGAGCCAGUGCUCCUCAGGAUUAAAGAAGACCGGAGACGCAUCAUCUCGCCCUCGUUUGACAACAUCAAAUACGAUAACUUUGAGAUUGAGGAGUAUCCCCUGUCUGCCCAGGGCUAUGAUUGGCAGCUGUGGUGCAGGUACCUCAAUCCCCCCAAGUCGUGGUGGAAACUGGAGAACAGAACUGCUCCUAUCAGAACCCCUGCUUUGAUUGGCUGCUUCAUCGUGGACAGACUGUACUUUGAAGAGAUUGGUUUGUUGGAUGAAGGCAUGGAUGUCUAUGGAGGAGAAAACGUGGAGCUUGGAGUUAGGGUGUGGCAGUGUGGGGGAAGCGUGGAGGUCAUGCCCUGCUCCAGGAUCGCACAUAUCGAAAGGGCUCACAAACCCUACACAGAAGACCUGGCUCUGCAUGUCCGGAGGAACGCCCUGAGAAUGGCCGAGGUCUGGAUGGAUGAGUUCAAGAGUCACGUCUACAUGGCUUGGAACAUUCCUCAGGAGGAUUCAGGCAUUGACAUUGGCGACAUCUCCAGCAGAAAGGCCCUGAGGAAGAAGCUACAGUGCAAGACCUUCCGGUGGUACCUGGUCACCGUGUAUCCAGAGAUGAGAACCUACACCGACACCAUUGCCUAUGGGGUGCUGCAGAAUUCCAUGAAAACGGAACUUUGCCUUGAUCAGGGUCCAGACUCGGACAAUAUUCCCAUUGUUUAUAUCUGCCACGGAAUGUCCCCGCAGAGCAUUUACUACACCAGCAACCAACAGCUGCACGUGGGGAACCUCAGCCCGACCAUUGAUGACGAUGACAACCGCUGCCUGGUGGAUGUGAACAGUCGGCCACGACUCAUCGAAUGCAACUACGCCAAAGCCAAACGCAUGAAACUUUACUGGGACUUCAACCAGGGGGGUCCGAUCCAAAACAAGAAGUCGAAGCGCUGCCUGGAACUUCUGGAAAACAGCGAUAACGAGUUCGGGUACCAGUUGGUCCUGCAGAACUGCAGCGGACAGCGUUGGACGAUAACGAACUUUCAUAAAAACGUCAUCAUUACGACAUAGUGGGGAGCUCAGAGCUGUCUUUAGGGGAGCUUGAUCGGCAUUGCAAAUAGUGCUGGUGUGGAGAGGGGGUGCUGAACCCAAACUGGAGCCCCCCAGUGCAGCUCAGCCUACUUGGCACUCAGUGGGUUAAGGAGGAAACACUUGAUUCCUUUGCUACCGUGUAGCAAACGUCGUACAGUUGCCUGCUGGAUUUUUUAUUGUAUUAUCGGUGAGUGCGAGGAAAGGUUAUCGGGCUUUCAACUCUUCAUUUCCUACUUUUUAGAGGUGCCCAGCGCUGGUGAUGGUGGAAAAUAUGGAAAUAUUUUGCAACUUGAAGUGUAAAUAAAUAAGAAAUGAAGCUAUUUAUAAUGGACAAUAAAGUU
Xenopus laevis (African clawed frog) is the source of this 3087-nucleotide messenger RNA. It is a transcript of the gene galnt18.L, whose product is annotated as polypeptide N-acetylgalactosaminyltransferase 18 L homeolog. Gene Ontology annotation, biological process: protein O-linked glycosylation; protein O-linked glycosylation via N-acetylgalactosamine. Gene Ontology annotation, molecular function: carbohydrate binding; polypeptide N-acetylgalactosaminyltransferase activity. Gene Ontology annotation, cellular component: Golgi membrane; Golgi apparatus. The record is from RefSeq and is a predicted model, not a curated record. The transcript is spliced from 11 exons. Bases 896 to 2725 code for a protein of 609 amino acids. Lineage: Eukaryota; Metazoa; Chordata; Amphibia; Anura; Pipidae.